Saccharomyces kudriavzevii IFO 1802 is the source of this 1461-nucleotide messenger RNA. RefSeq names its product mitochondrial 37S ribosomal protein uS4m (gene NAM9). Bases 1 to 1461 code for a protein of 486 amino acids. Gene Ontology annotation, molecular function: structural constituent of ribosome; rRNA binding. The record is from RefSeq and is a predicted model, not a curated record. Gene Ontology annotation, cellular component: mitochondrial small ribosomal subunit. Lineage: Eukaryota; Fungi; Ascomycota; Saccharomycetes; Saccharomycetales; Saccharomycetaceae. The transcript has a single exon. Gene Ontology annotation, biological process: positive regulation of translational fidelity.
AUGCCAAGAAAGGCCACUUUACUUAAAUCUCUGGCAAGAGGACGAGUACGCACUUCUUUCAAUAAGUAUAACUUAUUCAACUUAUACAAGAAAGGUGGCGUAGACUUAAGGUCUAAAUCUUUGUAUCAACAAAAAUGGACAGCAAAGCAGGAAACUCGAGCCUAUCACGGUGAACAUUUGACGGAAAAGAGAUGGCAGAACGCCUUUAAACCUAAGUUAGAUUCAGUUGCUCAAUUGGAUGCUUCAUUGCGUGGGGGUGAAAUUAAGGAAACCCCAUUCUUAUUGCAGACAUUUGCAGUGCUGGAAAAGAGACUUGAUUUUGCCCUAUUCAGAGCCAUGUUCGCUUCAUCAGUGAGGCAAGCUCGUCAAUUCAUUCUACAUGGUAAUGUACGUGUAAAUGGUAUAAAAAUUAAACAUCCAAGUUAUACUCUAAAGCCUGGUGACAUUUUUAGUGUUAAACCGGACAAAGUACUAGAGGCACUAGGGGCUAAAAAACCAAGUUUCGAGGAAGCGCUGAAGAUUGAUAACACUCAAAUUAUUUUAUGGAAUAAGUAUGUCAAGGAAGCAAAGACAGACUCAAAGGAAGUUUGGGGAAAAAAGCUGGAAAAGUUUAAAAACAUGUCAGACUCUAACCCAAAGAAACUUCAAUUCCAAGAAUUUUUGAAGCAGUAUAAUAAGAAUCUGGAAUCGCAGCAAUACGAUGCAUUGAAGGAGUGCACGCAGGAAGGUAUAUUAACCAAGUUACUCACUGUUGAGAAACAAAUAGGUAAGCUGAAUGGCGAACCGUUGUCGAUAGAUGAAUUCAAGAAGGGUCUUCCCGAUGUCCAAGACCCUCAGUUAUUACAAAGUGUAUAUAGCGCUUACCAAGAGUUUUUCAAAUCGGGCGAAAUGAAGAGAGAAAACCUUUCCAAAUGCAAGCCUGAGGAGCUAACUUCACUGGCAGCAGGCAUGUUAAAUCCUAGUGAAGCUACAAAAAGAGAGUUAUCUGAUGGAGCCAAAUCUUCGAUAAGAUCAGGUAAGAAGAUUUUAUCGGAAUGUGACAAACUGUGGACCAAAAAUAUAGCAACUUAUUUUAAGGGUAGGAUGAGUGAUGUCUCGAAUGGUCUGAUCACCUUUGACCCUAAAUGGGCCAUAAACUUGAAAUACCAUGAUCCUAUCAAGAUUUCUGAACUAGAGGGCGAUGAACAAAAAGCACGUGGAUUGGUGAAUUUGCCAUGGCAAAGAAAUUAUGUUUAUGGUAGACAAGAGCCGAAAAAGCCAUUUUUCACUCCAUGGAAGCCAAGACCAUUUUUGUCGCCUUUUGCCAUUCUACCACAUCAUUUGGAAAUAUCCUUCAAGACAUGUCACGCCGUAUACUUGAGAGAUCCUGUUGCUCGACCUGGCCAAUCCGAAGUAAUUUCACCUUUUGAUGUCCCUGUCCAUGAGCGUACAUACAUGUAUUACCUGAGAAAUGGCAAAUGA